Brassica rapa (field mustard) is the source of this 5796-nucleotide messenger RNA. RefSeq names its product O-acyltransferase WSD1. Gene Ontology annotation, biological process: triglyceride biosynthetic process. Gene Ontology annotation, molecular function: diacylglycerol O-acyltransferase activity. The record is from RefSeq and is a predicted model, not a curated record. Gene Ontology annotation, cellular component: plasma membrane. NCBI's taxonomy places the organism in Eukaryota, Viridiplantae, Streptophyta, Magnoliopsida, Brassicales, Brassicaceae.
AAUGUCCGGACCGGUGAUGAAGCUGCUGUGUUCAGGAGAAAGGUGCCGGCGCUGGGUAUAGCAUUUUUCUCCUUGAAGCAAAAUGCAACUUAGGUUCAGAAGACUGAGCUAUUUCUGGUUGGGUACUUGUUAUACAUGGAGCUCUUGCUGGUUAUGGGACAUUAUCAUUGUUCUCAAGAGGCAGUUUAUUUUCUGUGUCAGGAGGUGAAUUAAGUCGCUUCCUCUUUUUAAUACCAUUUUUUCUCUUACGAAUUUUCGAGCUGCAUAAAUCAUGGUGUAGCUCGAAAUAAUAAGAUGAUGCUGAAUCAUAGCUUUAGAGUAGAGUUUUGACCCAAAAAAAGCUUUAGAGUAGAGACAGUCUCUACUGUAGAGUUAGGAGCUUGAAACUUGACCUAAAAUAGGAGAAAAGGGAUUCUAUGGUGCUUCUCUAAAUCAUCACUUAUAAGUUCCUGGUAUAUAUAAUUACAAAAAUAAAUUAUUUUCUGAACCUGCUUAUAAGUUUUGCGUGCAUAUCAAGUUUCCUACCAACCUCAGAUAUAUAUUUCUGUAUUGGGUUUUAGGGAGACAUCAACUUCCGGGUGAUAUCUCUCCGACAGCUGAGAUGGGUUAUCUUGUUACUCAUAAUAUCAUAAGAAAACAUAAAGUUAUCUAGUUCCUUAAACAACAACGUACCCGAAAGCUCUAAGAAAAAAGAAGUCAUGUGAUGACGUCAAACGAAGUUUCGCUCCCUGCAAAUACAUCAAUAAGCAUGAAAUAAUUGAAUACACAUAGAGUUUGAAAAUGAAAGAUUCAUCAUUACAAAGCUUGAUUCUUGUUAGUGCCUACCUCAUGGCUUCCAUAUUUCAUUUAGCAAAUUGGGCAAGAAAAUUUCUUCACAGUUGCAUUUUGAAGUAAAUAGAUGAAAAAUUUCCCAGAAGAAAAGACACCAAGAGACAACAGGUUUUUGAAGCGAAAUAACCGGUUAAUGUCUAACCUUCAAAGUUCAGUACAUUGUUGUUACGAUCCAUAAAUUUGAAAAUCAUUGUCCCACCUGAACUGUUCCUAAGCAAAUAUAAGUGUGCCAUGAGAAGUGAAUGAAUAUCUCAAACAGAUUUUAAAUGUAUAAGCUCUUAGAAUUUUUUUUGAUUAGCAUAACUUCUGAAAACAUAGAAUAAUGUUAAAACUAAUUAAUAUCAAAGAAGAGAUGCAUGCUUCUUUUUCUUCUUCGCUUGGAUUUUGUAGGUCAAACACCUUGGAAGGAAAUAUCGUUACACAACAAAAAAACAAAUUAAUAUUUAUAAUUAACAGAAAAAAGAGAAAAACCUGUGGAUACAACAAACACACUUCUGUAGUUAAACUCUUUUCGGUUUAGUAAAAUGGAAUUACCUAAUUACAUUCAUAAAACGAAGAACAAAUGUUAACAUUUAGCAUAGUUCAAUUGUAGUGUGGUUCUACGCUAGGUUAGGUAGUAGCAAAAAAGAGUGAGAAAAUGCAUACGUUGUCUUGUGAGCGAGCCUCGAGAGUGUUGUUGUAUAGCAUAACAGUUUUGCAAUACAUCUUAAGUUUUUCUAUAUUAUCCGGUUAGUGUUAGAAUUUGAGAGUAAAGAAGAUAAAAAUGGUGAUAAUGAGAGAAUGUAUGUUUACCACCUUUCCAAGCCCGUCGUACCAUUCGAGCACACUUGUGUGAUUUGAAAAUAAUGACAUAUUUGAAACCCUAAAUACGUAUGUGGAUCUUUAAUUACUUUCAAAAUGUAUAUUAUAUUAAUCCGACCUAAUAUAAAAUCUAAUAGAAUCACCUAACAUAAAGUUUGGUCUGAACCCAAGUUUCAAAAUUUUAAAUUUUUGUUUUUGGUAAAAUAUUACUCCAUCUAUUUUAAAUCGCAGGUAGUUUUAAUUAAAAGCAUCAAUAUUAAAAAAGUGGUUCUUGUUAAAAAAUAUCAUUAAUAUAUAACUUCAAUCAAAUAUAAAAUAAUCAUAUAUAAUCUAAUUAGUCACACAAUAUUCAAUAAAUAUAAAAAUUGCAGUGAAUUGUUAAAACUACUUAUAUUGCGAACAAAUUUAUUUGGUAAAACUACUUAUAUUAUAAAAUAAAGGGAGUUGAUUCAAAAGUUUAGAUUUGGAGACUCUAAAUGGUUAUAUUGUGUAUAUAUAGAAAAAGUAAAAUGUAAGAAAUUACCCAAAAAAAUUAAAUGUAUGCAAAAUUGAGCUCUGAUUUUGGUUUUGAAAUACAAAAAGCUUAUUUAUAUCUUCUGAUCAAGUGGUUUAAAAUUUUGGUUUUGUGAAUAACUAUUUCUUACUCCCUCUGUUUUUACUGUAGUUAGUUUUUUUUGGUUAAAAACACUAAUAUUAAAAAAGUUGUUACUUUUUUAAAAGUAGCAUUUAAUUAAUAAGUUCAACCAAUUAUAAAAAGUUUAUUGUAUUUAACUGGUCAUACAAUAUCCAAUAAAUAAAAAGUGCAUUGAAAUAUGUAAACUAUUUUUUUUUUUUGUAAAAAUAUAAAAACUACUUGUAUUAUGAAACAAAUUAUUUUUGCUAAAACUACCAAAAUAUGAAACACAGGGAGUAUUAUCUUAGCUGUGAUUGUUGUUGAAACAUGAAGUUUUAAGUUUUACUUUGUGUGCAAUCGCAAGUCAUUCAAGGCAUCAAUGUUAUAGGAAGAAAUAAUUAUUGGAACACUUGUUUGCUUUGAAGUGUGUGCUUUUAUGCAAGUUUGUUAAAGGAUAGCCUGUGUUUUUCUGCAACAUAGCCGGAACAAACAUUAAGUGCAGCCUACUAGCCACCUAACACGUUUGACAACUGAAUUAAAAGUAUGAUUAGUAAGGGACACAGAAUUAAAAGUAUGAUUAGUAAGGGACACAGGUCCAAUCAAUAUCGAUGACGAAACAAACAAAUGGAAAACCCAUCCAUAGCACGCAGUCACUAUAGAAGUUAGAUAUUCAGCACGGUCAUUUAAUUACAUUAAAAUCAUAGACGAAGCACGCGUAUAUAAACUAAGCAUAGGGCCAUAGGCUAACAACAAGUUUAUAAAACUGAGCACACAUAAUCAGAACUAAGAGAUGGCUGCAGCGAAGCAAGUGAUGCCCAGCGAGGAGCCGCUCAGCCCGUUUUCACGGCUAUUCAGUAUGCCCGGUCAGGACUGCUUCAACAUCAUAACCAUUGGAUGCAAAACUGAGGGCAAUGUACACGCCAUUGUUGAAGGUUUAAAGAACACUUUGAUCAACCAUCCACGUUUUUCUAGCAUCCUGGAGACUGGUCUUGGAGAGCAUAAAGUAAAAGCUAAGUGGAUUCCUACAACAGUAAAAGUGGAAGAUCAUGUAAUUGUUCCAGAUAUAGACCCCAACAUUGAAAAUCCUGAUCAGUUUCUAGAGGAUUAUACAACAAAUAUGGCACUUUCUCCAAUGGAUAAGUCAAAACCUUUAUGGGAGUUUCACUUACUGCAACUGAAGACAUCAUAUGCUGGAUCUGUAGCUGUGGCUAGGUUUCACCAUUCUUUAGGUGAUGGAAUGUCUCUUAUGUCUCUUUUACUCGCUUGUACUCGAAAAACAUGCGAUCUCGAGGCAUUGCCUACUUUCGUAGUCCCAAAGAAAAGCAAAGCGAGCCCCAUUUGCUGGUCCUUAAUUGCUUGGUUUUGGUUCAUAGUAAGGUUGUUGUUCCACACUUGUGUUGAAGUUUUCAAGUCUAUGGUUAUUGUAUGCUUCGCUAGAGACAACGUAACACCUCUUAAGGGUAAACCAGGUGCUACAAUUAGCGUUAAUAAGUUUAUUCAUCGAAUUUUUAGUUUGGAUGAUGUGAAAGUGGUGAAGAAUGCGAUGAAUAUGACGGUGAAUGAUGUUCUUCUUGGAGUCGUGCAAGCGGGUCUUUCACGAUAUUUGAGUCAAAAAUUUGAUUUGAAUAAUAAAACUUCAAAGUCAAGAAAGGACCUAGAGAAAAACAAUAUCUACGGUGUUGUGUUUUUCAACUUACGGCCAAACAGAAAUAUUGAGGAUUUGGCUAAGAUGAUGGAGAAAGGUUCAAAAUCAAGAUGGGGAAACUCAAUCGGCUAUGUUUUGUUCCCUCUAUGGAUAAGGUUAGAAGAGGAUACACUGGAAUACAUCCGACGAGCCAAAAUUACAAUGGACAGGAAGAAACUUUCUCUUGAACCUAUAUUUUCUUUUGCAUUACUCAAGUUCACUAUGAAAGUUUUCGGGCUAAAGGCACUGAAGAAUCUGGUAAACAGUAUUUUUAGUCGCACGUCAGUAAUAUUUACAAAUGUCGUCGGUCCAGAUGAAGAAAUCAGCUUUUUCGACCAUGAGAUAUCUUACAUUGCAGCAAGUUCAUGUGGUGUGCCACAGGGACUGACAAUACAUAUACAAAGCUAUGUAAAGAAGGUUAUCAUCAAUCUAGCUGUUGAUCUCAAUGUGGUCCCUGAUCCUCAUCACCUAUGUGAUCUCAUCAUCGACUCUCUCAACUCCAUGAAGUCGGCCGUUGUGGAAAUGGGUUCUUACAAAUUGGAUGUUUAAGUAAUGUUUUUUUUUCUUUUGACGACAAUAGCUAAGAUAUAUAUAUUCUUCCUGCCACAUAACCAGAAACAAAUUAUAUGGACUACGGGGUCACUGCGUCCGAGGAUAACACGUACUCCAUAAUGAAAUUUUAAUAUGUAUGAGAACAGUAAGAAAUCUAGUAUUCUCUUUGUAGAAUGGAAAUAAUAUUUUUGUUUUGAAAUUGUUCCUUAAUUACGAAACACGUCUUUGACCGAUCUAUCUAGUUGUCGGGUCGGAAACAAUGUGCUAGUUAAUUUUGGUUUCCUUUUAAAAAAUAAAAAUAAUUUUGGUUCCUUUUCUUACGCGUAAUUUCUAGAACUAGGGUCAGACGUAAUAUCUAUACUAGUAGCAUCCAUCUACUUCUCUCCAUUACACGUUUGGCCACCUGAUUUGAAACACCCCACUAAAUUAAAUCAAAUACUGAAUCCAAAGACUGGAGUAUAUUAUAGAUAUAUUAGUUUAAAAAAAAUACUAUUAUGAAUAACAAAAUUUUACAACUUUUAGUAUUUUUUGUUGUAUAUAUUCAUAAUUUAAUGUAAAUAUAAAGUUGAAGUGGAAAAUAUUUAGUUAUAUAUUUUCAGCGUGUCGUCGUUUAAGAACACUCAACACAGAUUUGCCGGGAAGAGAGCGUGAGGUUGAGUUUCAAAGGAUAGAAUAGUCUAUUCGCAUUCAACUAUAUAUACAAGUUUCUCCUCGUGAGACCCGAAAACCGCGUAAACUAAGAAAAAGACAUGCGUCGAUCGGCGAGCGCCUCCAUAGUUUCCGACCAACUAUCAGCGAAAGCUCCGUCGCCAUCACCGUCUCCGCCGCGAAUCCAAAGCGACACAGACUCGGAGGAUGUACAGCUUCUUCUGCCUAGGUACGACCCAAACUCUUACCCAGGGAAGAAGGACAAGACGCGACUCAGAUCCGCGGAAAACGCUAUCCAUUUCAUCCCUCUCAUUCUCAUCAUCUGCGCCCUAAUACUUUGGUUGGUUUCGAAUCCAGUAGUAGCAAUGAUCAAACGGUAAACAUGGUGGUAGAGAGAGUGUUUGAUAACUUAAUGGGCAAGCCUUCAACGAUUUUGCAUUUGUAUUAUUUCUUUUUUCUUAAGAUAUUUUUGUUAGUGCCUUUCUUCUGAGGUUGUUCAUACAGACAGAGAUCAAUGCCUCAACAGAAAGACACUAACAAAAAUAUCUCUCUGACGUAUGCUUUUUGUUAGUGUCUUUCUUUUGAAGUUACAUUUUUAUUGUUCUACUUUUACAUAAUCUCACUAUACAGAAAUUUAAAUGCCUAAGAAACUCAGUUCUUUUUAAAA